Lottia gigantea (owl limpet) is the source of this 2268-nucleotide messenger RNA. RefSeq lists its product as hypothetical. Gene Ontology annotation, cellular component: cytoplasm; nucleus. NCBI's taxonomy places the organism in Eukaryota, Metazoa, Mollusca, Gastropoda, Lottiidae. Gene Ontology annotation, biological process: negative regulation of Notch signaling pathway; peptidyl-aspartic acid hydroxylation. The record is from RefSeq and is a predicted model, not a curated record. Bases 1 to 1014 code for a protein of 337 amino acids. The transcript has 8 exons. Gene Ontology annotation, molecular function: ankyrin repeat binding; peptidyl-histidine dioxygenase activity; [protein]-asparagine 3-dioxygenase activity.
AUGGCGACCUCGGUGGAGAGAUCUCCAGAAAGCGGAGAAGAUGCUUAUUCUACAAUACGAGGAGAACUCAAACAGUAUUCAUUUCAGACGGAACCAGUUCCUAGACUACAUCAUUUGGACCCUCGAGUCGAAGCUUUAAUGAGAGCCGAGAAACCUGUUGUUAUCACAGAUACAAAUUUAGUUAAAUCAGCAUUUCAUUGGGAUGCUGACUAUUUAUCCUCUAAUAUUGGAAGUGCCAAACAAACAGUAUAUUCAUCAUACAAAAAUAAGUUUUUAUAUUAUGAUGAUAAAAAAUUACCCCAGUUUCCAGAUUUACAGUUAGCAACAAAACACGAAGAAAUGACUUUUAAAGAGUUCACAGAAAAGGUUAAAAACCAUAAAAAGGGUGAUAAAAUCUACUAUUUACAGCAAGCUUUAAAUGACAGUGUUGGGAAGAGUUUAGUCUUAGAUUUUAUUAAAUUUAAUUGGAGUUGGGCAACAGAACAACAGAAAAAAUAUAAAUGGGGAGCACUGACAUCUAACUUAUUGUUAGUUGGUAUGGAUGGUGUGAUAACUCCAGCUCAUUAUGAUGAACAACAAAAUUUUUUUGCUCAGAUCGGUGGCUUCAAAAGAUUUUUAUUAUUUGAUCCAUCAAUGUUUGAAUGUUUAUAUCCUUAUCCAGUUUAUCAUCCUCAUGAUAGACAGAGUCAGGUAGACUUUGACAAUCCAGAUCAUGAACGAUUUCCCAAUUUUAGAAACUUGUAUGGACAGGAAGCCAUAGUUGGACCUGGGGAUGUUUUGUACUUACCUAUUUAUUGGUGGCACCAGGUAGAAUCUGUACCUAAUCAUGGUAUGACAGUGUCUGUUAAUUUCUGGUAUAAGUCUGGUACAGAAGAAAAAAUAGUUUAUCCUUUAAAACCUCAACAAAAAGUAGCCAUGAUGAGAAAUAUUGAGAAAAUGGUAACUAGUGCUAUUAAUAACCAUGAAGAGGUGCCCCACUUACUGAAAACAAUGGUAUUAGGACGUUAUACAUAAAGACAUAAAGCCGCUGUUAACCUGUGAUGUUUUUUAACAAGAAUAUUUUUUAUAUUUAAUUUAAUUCUCAUAUUUACCAAUCCAUGUUUUAUAUUUUCCAUUUGAUGUACCCAGCGUAUUUAUAGUGAGUGAAAAGCUUUAAGUUUUUAUACAUGCACAGUAAAUGUGGAUAAAUAUUUGUUAUAUUCCAAUGAGGAAUGAUGUAUUUUAGAUGUAAUCAUAUAUAUUUCCCUUAGUGAUUAUUAGUGAUAAUCUGUAUUUUCAUUACUAUUGCCCUAAAGUUGAUUAAUUUAUCUCAAUAUUUUGUAUGAAUCAAAUAAAUUUAAGUAAGAAUAUACAAUAAAUAUUGUCACUGUUAAAAUAGUGCCCAAUACAUUAAUUGAAUAGCAAUAUAGAAAUAUUAAAACAGAACUUAAAAAAAAACAUGUUGUUUGUCAGAUAAGUUAAUGAGUUCUGAAAAUUGUUUUAUUUUUGGUAAUUUAUUAUGUCAAAAUGUUGAUUUCAUUUUACAUGUUACAAAAUUUUGUAUUUCCAUGGUUACUCCAGGUAUCAUUUCUUCCCCAGUUGUUUGAAUACUUCUUUAUGAUGUAGCAAUUUAUUUAGUCACAUUUUAAAGCUUACAGUUAAACUGUCUAGAUUGUAAAAAUUCUCCAAUGUCUUCCACGAAAGAGAUGAUGUGGGGUGAAAAAGAUUUUUUUUUUGUAAAUUGAGGUCAAAGAAUACUUAUUAUUAGAAGCAAAAGUUUUAUCAGCAUAUUAAAGGUUUAACAAUUUACAUUACUAUACUUUUGCCUAUCAGAGGAUAAGUUUUAUCUGUUGGUGCUAGAAGCCUUAAACAUUAAAUCAUAGUUAUGCCUUGAAGUCAGAACAUUUAUGGGAUAUCCCAGGCAAGUCCUUUAAAACUGUUAUACCUGUGAAGUAAGAAAUAUAAUAAUAUUUCUUUUGAGAGGAAAAGCUCAUAAAAUUGUGACUUGACUUAUAUUUUAUUGAAAUAUAAGCUUAAAAGCUGUUGUUAUAUAAUUGUUUGGUUUCAAUUACUAUUAAUUCUAGACUGUUGUAGGACAUUAUUGAUUAAUUUGGCGACAUCUCUAUCCCUGAAAGUGCAUAAUAUGUUGAAUGAUUACAUCCUAUAUACAACAUCUUAAAGAUUGUAUUAUAUUUGUUUUAAAAUCAUUGUGUUUGUAUCAAAGUGAAUGUUAAGAUUGUGCUGUAUAUAUUUCAGUAUUUUUUCUUAAAUUAAAAUGUUAUAAAUUGA